AUGUCUAAAAGAGUGAUACAUCGUUUCUCAAAAGAAGAAGAUAGGAAAAUACUCGAAGUAGUUUCCAAGUACGGGGAUAAUUUGCUCUUAGCAAUGGAUGAAUUGGAAACAAAACUUAGUUCAAAUCAUUCAAGACGUUCAAUCAUCGAAAGAUUCAAAGGAUUCUUAAGUCAGAGCAGAGAAAAAUGGACAGAAGACGAAGACAGAGUCAUACUCGAAUCAUUCCAGCAGUUUGGCAAUCGCUGGACUUUAAUUGCAAAAUUCCUUGCUAAUAGAUCUGGAGAUCAAGUUAAGAUUCGCUAUAAGCAGAUCUCAAAGAAGAAAAUAGUGCCUGUUAGACCGCGUGGAAGACCAAGAAUCCGCCCAAGAGAAAUUGAAAGCUCAAAUUCAAGCGACUCAUGUUCGGAAAAUAAUGGACUUACUGAUGCACUGUGGCACAAUUUAAUAACCGACUUUGGAGCAGCAUUAGAAGAAGAAUCUUACUUUUUAUUUUAA
Molecule: messenger RNA, 495 nt
Organism: Trichomonas vaginalis G3
Lineage: Eukaryota; Parabasalia; Trichomonadida; Trichomonadidae
Product: RNA polymerase II transcription regulator recruiting protein
Exons: 1
Coding region: 1-495 (164 amino acids)
Biological process (GO): regulation of DNA-templated transcription
Cellular component (GO): nucleus
Molecular function (GO): DNA-binding transcription factor activity, RNA polymerase II-specific; RNA polymerase II cis-regulatory region sequence-specific DNA binding
Source: RefSeq, a predicted model, not a curated record